AUGGCGGUGUCGGCUGACCAACCACUGGGGCCCACCGUGAAGAAGCUCCUGGAACAGAAGCGAAAGCGCGACACAUCCUCUGCUUCCUCCUCCUCUUCCCCGGCAGAGUCCUGUGCAGGUGCCACUGCGCUCCCGGUGUCAACACCAGCACAAACUACUGUAACAGACGCCUCCAGCAGCUACUCCAGCAUCAUGGGUGCGAUGGGACCCAUGCCCACGUCAGGGUACAACCGAUGGAGUGCACCCAGCUCCCUCCAGCCCUUGCAGGAGGACUGCACCUUCUCCCCCAUGGGGAGCGGUUAUUUCUCCCUGCCCAGUGCACAAGACUAUAGCCCGAGCCAAGCCUACAGCCCAGCCAUCAGCUCCAGCUUCUCUACACAGCCCACGCAGGAGUACAGCGCUGCCAUGAGUGUCCAUGCCUAUCCGGGCGGAGCUGCGACAUCAUCUCUGAUGGGUGCCGGGCAUGCGGAUUCCCUGCAGCCCCCCGGGUACUCCUGGGUUCCAGCAAGUGGCCUGCACACCCAGACCACGCCCGCCACGGCGGGGUUCGCGGGACAUAUCAACACGGAGACGCUGAAUGAGGCCAGGCUGUUUCUGCGGGGGAUGGACAACAGCAAGAAGAUCUGGCAGGAUGAGGACGGGGACACGAUCCUGCACAUCUACGCUGCCAAGGGCCUGCGGGAGCACACCCUGGCAGCCGCAGAGAACCUGCAGGCCUUAGGGAGGCUGGACUCCAAGGAGCACAAGGGGAAGACCGCCUUACUUGUCGCCGUGACGGCCAACCAGUCGGAAAUCGUCCAGGACCUCCUUUCAUUGGGCGCGGACAUCAACGCCUGCGAUGUCAAAGGUCAGACAGCUCUGCACCUGGCAGCUACGUACGGAUUCCCCCGGGUGAUGCAGACCAUUCUGUCGUUUGGGCUUGUGGAUCUGGAGGCUCGCAAUUUUGAAGGACAGACUCCGCUGCACUGCGCUGCCAUCUCCCACAGUGGCACGGUGAAGGCCCUGGGCUCCGGCCAGCCUGCCAUGGGGGACUCCAUCCUGCUUACCCCGGCCGAGGACAAGCUCUCCUGCCUGCAGCUGCUCAUCAGCUAUGGAGCCUCUCUGCUAAGCCAGGACAUCAAGAGCAAUAAGACCGCCCUGCACCUGGCGGUGAAGGAGGGGAACAUCCACCUGGUGCGGUACCUGCUGAGACUGUCCCUGGUGGACAUGCAGGCCUUCGUCAACAUGAAGGCGCAUGGGAACACUGCGCUGCACAUGGCAGCUGGCCUCCACAGCAGCUGCUUCCAGGAGGAGAUGAUCCGCUUGCUCCUGAACCGCGGGGCAGAUCCCAGCAUUCGCAAUCUGGAGAACGAGCAGCCAGCGCACCUGCUGCAGAGCGGGGACAGGGGAGAGCAGCUCAAACUCAUCCUGAAAAAGAGACCCGCUUCCUCUCGCAGACGCAUUACAUCCUUACAGGACCAAGAGUGACCCGGACUACUUCCUAGUCCCAGUGUAUCCCUCCUCUGUGGGGAGGGAAGACCGUAUCUUCUUAUGAGGAAGUGACCAUGGAAAGCACCUCUAAUUUAUUCUAGAGCAGAUUAUUUCACACAGUGUAAUCGAUAGCACAUUUUAUCUGUGGAUUACGUUUCUUUUAUGGGGGAGCAGCCUAUAAUUUAUUCAUAUUCCUAUCUUGGAAUCAAAGCAAAUUUUUGUUUUGUAUUGUUUUGUUUAGGUUUUAUACAUUCAGUCAGUUGGACCUGGCCACAGUUCUUUCAUGGACGGGACUAGCUAACCUGGCCCAUUGCAUAAGGUUUGGCAGCUCUUGUCUUAGCCAGUCAGGCUGCAAUACAUUGAACUUGGUCAUCCUGCAUUUCACAAGUCAAACUAAGGUCCUAGAUGCCUGUAGUAUCAGCACGUUUUUGUGCUUUUCUAAAGUCAGCAGGCUGUUUCCACCCAAGAAGUGGGUUGAUUCUGAGCCAAUCAGAGACAUAAAUUAAUCUCUUAAGGGUGGAAACAGCCCGAAAAAUGGGCAUUAGCCAGGACUGACUUACAUCUCGCCUUUUUUUUGUCAUUGUUUGUCCAUUUUGUAUCGCUAUGCGAUUGAUUUAUUGACCAGUGCAGGACUACAGAAUGUUAGAAAAGGCCUCUGAGAUUUCAUGUCUGAAAAGAACACCACUUAAUCUUAAAUUGUCAUUUAUUCACAGGCUCUACAUACAUCACUUAAUCUAAGACAGUUAGCAGAACACAAUAUGGAAAUCCUGUGGUUGAUAUCAAUAAUUAGUACAUAUUUGAUUGCCCAUACUAGUACCCUGAAACUGCAACCAGGUUUCCACAUGAAUGGACGAGGCAGACAAGCACAGGCAUGAAAUUAUGUCUUUUUAUUUUUGUAACAAAAUAUUUCAACUUGCUUACUUUAUUUGUAAGCAGCAAGCAAGAAUCUUGAGUUACUGAGUCUUUGUAGAUUUGCUUGUGGGUUCACCUUGUAGAAGUUCAUUUCAUUCCGGUUAAGUAGCACUAUCAGUCCCUCAACAACGCAUUGCCUCUGGCAUUCAUAUGGUACAUCCUCUUAUCAGUCAGUGUCAGAAUCUGAGUGAUAUCAAUAUCUUAUUUUAAGAUAUAAUCCACCUUUAUUGAUACUACCCCAAGAUUAUUGUGCCCAGAAAAUGUGAAUGAGGCAGGACCUUACUGGUAGAAAUCCUAUUUUGUUUUAUUAACUUGAUGGACACUUGAUUACACAGGUAUACUGGGUUUACCCUGGUAUUGAUUCUACAGCAUUAAAAUCUAGAAGCAUGUGAGCACAUGUCUCACACUUGUGGCAACACAUGUUGUGUCCAAGCAAAGGUUGACAUGAUUCACUUGACAUGAUUCAAGCUAGGGGGGCUGUCAUUGUGGUACAGUCAUUGUGCAAGUUUCCCUGUUUCCAGCACUCAAAUACCCCUCUCUCUCUCUCUCUCUCUCUCUCUCUCUCUCUCUCUCUCUCUCUCUCUCUCUCUCUCUCAUUCUGUUACUCUCAUUCUGUCUUUCUCCAUCUCUCUCUGCUCUAUAGAAAUGUGAUUUCUGUGAAAUCGUUAACUCGGCAUAUCCCGCCAGAAGUAAAUGAACCCUACCCCAACCCUCCCCCCUCUUCCCACCACUGUCAGAAACCAUAUUGGUUCGUUGAUGUGUGGUUUCAUUUUCAGUAAGCAUUAAUCACACUGCACCAGUGUGUUUGUGUUUUUACGCUUUGACAUUAUUUAUUCAGCGUUUAACGUUUGUUCCACUUACGGCAAAUAUGCAUAGCUUGUAUUAAGACUCUAUUUAUUGUGCAAAAACUGAAAUGAAAGUUCUCUAACAUUUUACUGUGUAAAGAAAAUUUAUUAACAAUUGAUUCCACUUGUGAUCUGUGAGUUGAAUCAUCUUCUCAGAAUGACAAUCAAGCUUUAAACUUUUAAUGGUUUUUAAGGGCAAUUCACAAAUUUGUGAAAAUCAUCUGUAUACGAUUUUUUCCUUGACUAAACUGCUACACUCUCUAACGAUAACGCUCUAAUGUUAGGGCAUAGUUGUAUUCUUUGUUAAUUACCUCUAACAUGUAUGAAUGUAUGAGAGACAGAAAAAAGGGACUGGGAUAUUUUAAGCUCAAAGGUUCCCUCCCAGUUAGUUGUAAUUUAGUAAUGAGUUUCAUAUGAGAGAAAACAUCAGCACUUGUGCAUACCCUAGUCUGCUAGUCAUCCAUGGCAUGGAAACUAAAUAUUGGUUUUAUCCUGAUACCAAUCCUGAUACCUGAUACCAAUCCUGAUACAAACAUUGAAGUAUUUUUGCAGUGUGUGUACACGUUACAGUCAGUACUACAUUUCAAAGUUAAACUAUAAAAUAAAACUGCAAACUUUGAUUAGCUAUAUUAAUGUGCAUUACGUAUGAAUCAUACAGAGCUGUCUCAGUGUACAUUUAAUACUCCUGAAUGUAGUAUCCGUGGUUGUAGGGGCGGCCUGUAGCGUAGUGGUUAAGGUAAAUGACUGGGACAUGCAAGGUCAGCGGUUUGAUCCCUGGUGUGGCCACAAUAAGAUCCGCACAGCCGUUGGGCCGUUGAGCAAGGCCCUUAACCCUGCAUUGCUCCAGGGGAGGAUUGUCUCCUGCUUAGUCUAAUCAACUGUAUGUCGCUCUGGAUAAGAGCGUCUGCCAAGUGCCAGUUAUGUAAUGUAAUGUAAUGUAAUGUAUUUCCUUUCGGGGGAAUGAAUGACUGCGUCAUCAUAAAAUGUACCACAAUACUGAUUUAUACUGAAUGUAAUCCAUUGGGUUGUUGCAUUGCUUUCUCUUGAUAACUGUCAAUAAAGCCUGUUCAUUAAA
Molecule: messenger RNA, 4302 nt
Organism: Conger conger (European conger)
Lineage: Eukaryota; Metazoa; Chordata; Actinopteri; Anguilliformes; Congridae
Gene: nfkbid
Product: NF-kappa-B inhibitor delta
Exons: 12
Coding region: 1-1467 (488 amino acids)
Biological process (GO): regulation of gene expression
Cellular component (GO): nucleus
Molecular function (GO): protein binding
Source: RefSeq, a predicted model, not a curated record